This is a messenger RNA of Pipra filicauda (Wire-tailed manakin), 6208 nucleotides long. It is a transcript of the gene NPHP3, whose product is annotated as nephrocystin 3. NCBI's taxonomy places the organism in Eukaryota, Metazoa, Chordata, Aves, Passeriformes, Pipridae. The record is from RefSeq and is a predicted model, not a curated record. Bases 191 to 4144 code for a protein of 1317 amino acids. Gene Ontology annotation, biological process: kidney development; convergent extension; determination of left/right symmetry. The transcript is spliced from 27 exons. Gene Ontology annotation, molecular function: protein binding.
GAGAGGCGGCCCGCGGGGCAGCUUCCUCCCGCUCUCCCUUCCCCGUCCGGCCGGCGCAUGGAGCGGACCAUGUCCCGCAGCCGCAGCCGGCAACGCUCCGCCCCGGGCACGUCCUCGCCGCCAGGUCCCGCCGGAGGCUCCGGCCGCAUGGCCCGGGGUUAGAGCCGCGCCCGGCGGCGGGAGCGGGGCCAUGGGGACGGCGUCGUCCCUGGUGAGCCCGGCGGGCGUGGUCGGGGAGGUGAUCGAGGACACGUACGGCGGCGGCGGCGGCGAGGCCUGCGAGAUCCCGGUGGAGGUGAAGCCCAAGGCGCGGCUGCUGCGCGGGUCCCUGCGGCGCGUCGGCGGCUCCCGGCCCGGCGGGCUCAUCGGCGCCAGCUUCAAGUCCACGGCCUCGGUGCAGGAGCUGGAGUGCGUGGCCGAGUACGAGCGCCUGAGGAAGGAGUACGAGAUCUUCCGCGUCAGCAAGAACAACGAGGUGGCCUCCAUGGUGAAGAAGGAGGCCAAGCUGGACAGGGAGAAUAAGCGGCUGCGCGCCGAGCUACAGGCACUUCAGAAAACUUACCAGAAAAUACUUAGGGAGAAAGAAAGUGCCUUAGAAGCUAAAUACCAAGCAAUGGAGAGAGCUGCUACCUUUGAACAUGAUCGAGACAAGGUCAAAAGGCAAUUCAAGAUUUUUAGAGAAACUAAAGAAAAUGAAAUUCAGGACUUACUGAGGGCCAAACGAGAGCUAGAAGCAAAACUCCAGAGACUCCAGGCCCAAGGAAUCCAAGUGUUUGAUCCUGAAGAGUCUGAUUCUGAUGAUAAUUGUACGGAUGUUACAGCUACUGGGGCACAAUCUGAAUACUGGAACGGAGGAGCGUUGGGAAGUGAGCCAUCCAUGGGUAGUAUGAUGCAACUUCAGCAGUCUUUCAGAGGGCCUGAAUUUGCUCAUAGCUCCAUAGAUGUCGAGGGACCAUUUGCAAAUAUAAACAGAGAUGAUUGGGAUGCUGCUGUUGCCAGUUUAUUACAGGUCACUCCUCUGUUUUCCCAUUCUCUGUGGAGUAACACAGUAAGAUGUUAUAUUAUUAGUACUGAUGAGACUCAACCAGAAAUGAACAUCCUAAUUAGAAACUACUCUCCAAAACUUCAAAGAGUCUGUGAAACAAUGGGGUACUUCUUUCAAGUUGUUAAUUUUUCAUCAGAAAAUGAAAGGCCUCUUCAGGAUGUAAGAAAAUGGGAAAUUGAAAAAAGUUCAUUAGUCAUUUUGCUCCUGCAUUUAACUUUGCCAAGUUGUUUGCUGGAGGACUGUGAAGAAGCCUUCUUGAGAAAUCCAGAAGAAAAACCCCGGUUAAUUUACCACAGAAAGGAGGAUGACAGAGUCAGUUCAGUCUCGGUGCAACAGUUAAUUGAGCAAAUUUCUUACGUGAACAAAGCAAAGAUUAUUGACCAUGUUGGAGGUGUGGAGGAAGGAGCAUAUGAAAUCUAUAGUUGUGUGGAAAAAAUAAUUAAACAGGAUAUAUUGGGGUGUGAAAUGACAGAACUAGAAGGCAAGGAUUUAGAUAACAAGGAAGACUCCACUGCUCCUGAAGAAGAAGUUUUUGGUGAUGUGUUGUGGGAUGCACACGAUGAACAAGAGCAGAUGGAAGCUUUUCAGCAGGCCUCUAAUUCAACAUGUGAACUGGGAUUUGAAAAAUAUUUUGAACGUCUAAAUGACCUAGUAGCAGCACCAGCACCAAUUCCACCGCUGCUUGUAUCAGGAGGACCAGGCUCUGGGAAAUCUCUCCUUCUGUCAAAAUGGAUUCAAUUACAACAGAAGCAUUCACCAAACACGUUAAUUCUUUAUCACUUUGUUGGGAGGCCCAUGUCUACUAGUUCAGAAUCUGCAUUGAUAAUUAAACGCCUUACUUUGAAGCUUAUGCAACACUCUUGGUUAGUGUCACCUCUGACUUUUGAUCCAGCUAAACUUCUGGAAGAAUUUCCCCGUUGGCUGGAAAAACUUUCUGCACGCCAUCAUGGCAGCAUUAUUAUAAUUAUUGAUUCUAUUGACCAAAUACAGCAAGCUGAGAAGCAUAUGAAGUGGUUGAUAGAUCCACUGCCAGUGAACGUGAGAGUGAUUGUGUCAGUGAAUGUAGAAACGUGUCCACAGGCUUGGAGGUUAUGGCCCACUCUUCAUCUUGAUCCACUGAAUUUCAAAGAUGUUAAAUCUCUCAUUAAUGCAGAAUGUAGCUCUGCAAAUGUUAAAUUGACUAAAGAGCAGGAGAAGAAGCUUGAGAGACAUUGUCGUUCUGCCACAACUUGCAAUGCUUUGUACGUCACUCUCUUGGGCAAAACCAUUGCUUGUGUUGGAAAUACAGGAAAUAUUGACGAAAUCCUUCAACAGUGUUGCCAAUGUCAAGACACAGUGUCACUGUACAGGCUUGUUCUGAGAUCAAUUCAAGAAUCAUUGCAAAGUGAAAAAGAGAAAGGUCUUUUGAGAGAGAUACUGUGUGUCAUUGGUGUCAGCCACAACGGCAUGAGUGAGUCAGAGCUGAUGGAGCUUUAUCCUGAGCUGACUUCUGCAGUCUUAGCCUCACUCCUUCACAGCCUGCACAAAAUGUGUUUGCUGACAUAUGGCUGUGGUUUGCUGAAGUUCCAACACCUCCAGGCUUGGGAGAUGGUGAAACUAGAGUAUAUGGAAGAAGGUGAAAAUGUUAUUUCUGCCUAUAGACAAAAACUAGUGGAGUAUUUCACCAUGCAGUUAAGUCGAGACCGGGUGACUUGGAGAAGCGCAGAUGAACUUCCCUGGCUCUUCCAACAGCAGAGUGAUAAGCAAAAGCUACACAAGUGUCUUUUGAAUCUCUUUGUAUCCCAAAACCUUUACAAAAGGGGACAUUUUGCAGAAUUGCUGAGUUACUGGCAGCUGGUUGGGAAAGAUAAGAGCUCUAUGGCAGCUGAGUAUUUUGACUCUCUGAAAGAAUAUGAAAAAAACUGUGAGGGAGAGGAAAGUAUGAUCUGCCUGGCUGAUCUUUAUGAGACCCUGGGACGGUUUCUUAAGGACCUAGGUCUUCUCAGUCAGGCUGUAGCUCCUCUGCAGCGGUCUCUGGAGAUUCGAGAGACUGCGCUGGAUCCAGACCACCCAAGGGUGGCACAGUCACUUCACCAGCUAGCAGGAGUGUAUGUUCAGUGGAAGAAGUUUGGAAAUGCUGAGCAGUUGUAUAAACAGGCACUGGAAAUCUCUGAAAAUGCAUAUGGAGCUGAACACCCUCGGGUAGCCCGUGAACUUGAUGCACUUGCGACCUUGUACCAAAAGCAGAACAAAUAUGAACAAGCUGAGCAACUGAGGAAAAAGUCCUUCAAAAUACGCCAAAAAGCAGCAAGGCAGAAAGGCAGUUUGUGUGGCUUUGCUCUCCUGCGUCAAAGAGCCCUGCAAUUGGAAGAGCUCACAUUGGGCAAGGAUACACCAGAUAAUGCUCGAACCCUUAAUGAGCUUGGAGUCCUCUACUACCUGCAGAAUAAUCUUGAGACAGCGGAGCUUUUCCUGAAGCGCUCCUUGGAAAUGAGAGAGAGAGUCCUGGGAUCCGACCAUCCAGACUGUGCACAGUCUUUGAACAAUCUGGCAGCCUUGUACAAUGAGAAGAAGCACUAUGACAAGGCUGAGGAACUCUAUGAGAAAGCUUUGGACAUCAGGAGGAGAGCAUUGGCUCCAGAUCAUCCCUCCUUGGCUUACACUGUGAAACACCUGGCGGUGCUGUACAAAAAGAUGGGAAAACUUGACAAGGCUGUUCCUCUGUAUGAGCUAGCAGUUGAAAUUCGACAGAAGUCAUUUGGCCCAAAACACCCUAGUGUAGCAACUGCACUGGUAAAUCUGGCUGUCCUUUAUUGUCAGAUGAAAAAGCAGAUUGAAGCUUUGCCUCUUUAUGAACGUGCAUUAAAGAUUUAUGAAGACAGCUUUGGCCACAUGCAUCCUCGCGUAGGGGAAACACUGAAAAACUUGGCAGUGCUAAGCUACGAAAGGGGAGACUUUGAGAAGGCAGCUGAACUUUACAAGAGAGCUAUGGAAAUAAAAGAAGCAGAGACUUUGUUGAUAGGUGGUAAAGCAACUUCUCGACACUCAUCGAGUGGAGACACAUUCAGCUUAAAAAGUGCAUUAUCACCAAAUAUUUUCCUGGAACACGGACAAAGGUGAUAUGAACCUGCUCCAAGAAAAUGCAGUGUCUAUUGGUAUUUUAAAGCAGACAGAAAAUUUGCAAGACAAAUCCAUUUUUCCAAGGAUUACAUACUAUUUUGGUACUGACACCUGUCUUCACGAAUGACAGGAAAACAAAUGUUUCAGCUUGAAAUCCUCCAACUUUGCAGGCUGUAUGGUACGAAGUGAGCUGCUUUCAUUGUAUAUAGGUGCACAUAUUAGUUGCUAGCUCAAGUUAUAGGUAAUACCAAGAACAUGGACUUGAUACCUCUUAGCCUAAGUGCCAGGAUUAUAACAAGUUAAGCUGAACCCCUUGUAUAAACUCUAUGGGGUAGUUCUUAUUUCUGUGCUGUAAUAGCAUGGCUUAGAGGAUUUGUGUAUUUUUGCUUCAUCAAUCCUUUCUCCCUUUUCAGAAACCUUUAAAGUUGUUUCUGAAGAGAUGGUAAUUUUGAAAAAUUUUUGAAAAUACAGUUCCACCAAAAGUUUUGCCUGCAGGGUUAUUUCAGCUUUAAGCAAACUUGCAUUCAAGGGACUUGUGCAAAAUUAAUUGCUUUCCUUGGGAAGCUAACGUAUCUAAAUAUAUCAUCAUCUACAGUUAAAGCCGUUGUCAGAUUCCACUCUGUUCAGUAAAAAUAUUUCCAGUGAGGAAUUGGAAUGAUUAUGACCCAAUUCCCUGUUGUUAAACCUUUAGUGAUACUCUCACUAUUUAAUCUCACUGAAUCCCUUAAAAUACAACAGUGUAUUUGCUGGGAAAACCUAGUGAUUCAAAAUAGUUUGCCAUCAGAUAAAGAGAUGAUAAACCAAUCUACCUGCCUCUUGUAUUUCUUAACACCAUAGUCAUGUGGAAGAAAUCAGUUUGAAGUCUGUUCUCAUACAGUGCACAAAUCCAUGAAUCAAUUUAAAUACAUACUUUUUAUUAAAAAAUGAAUAUAAGUGGAAAAUUAAUUGAAACCUCACUAUAAUGUUUCAGAGGCAACUAAUGUAAAGACUUAUUUGAUCCAGUUUGAAAAAUGCAAAUGGUCUUCAGCUCCAAGGGGUACUUACCUUGCACCCUGUGUUUUCCCUCUUUUGGAGCAGAAUUAAAUAUAACCCAUUUCAGCCCUUAUUCUAGUUAGGAGGAUUUUAAUAUUUGAAUAAGGCUCUAACUUGGCAAAAGAAACAGUAUCUGAAACUGACAGCACAAAUAUACAGCUCAAAUUUGAUUUUUAACAUGAAGAUUUAGUUUGAAAAAAAAAAUCAAAAAUAGCUCUUGAAGAUAUUAUGAUACAGCAACAAGAGUUGGCACUUCCUAAUAGCUCUCUGGAUAUUUUCCUCUUAUUCAGAAAGUGGGUUUUUAAUCAAAGCAGGAAUUUGACCACUGUAUUCCAGCCACCUUGAAGAGUUUUGAAAAUGGGAAAGUUUCUUUGCAGGAUUGUUACCAAUUAACGAGAGGGGCAAAAGGGAAAACAAACACCAACCAAAAACCCUCAACCUACUUAGUUCCUUGCCUGCUGUUCCUAGAUCUGGUAAAUCCCUUCUCUAAAGAAUUACCAGAUAUCUCGUCUGUCACCUCUGUUCUGAUUUUAACAUGUAAAAUGAUGUAUCUUGCUCUCCUGAAUAGUUUUCCUUAAUGUUUCUGAUUUAAAUAAGAAGCAACUUUCUAGAUCUUCAGUGUUACAUUAGACUUGACUACAGAAAGUAAAGCAGGAUCACGUAGGACUAAGAAUCCUAUGGCCACGUGUCAGCUGUAGCCACUGUGUGCUCACAAGACAGCUGUCCCUGUAGUUGCACCUCAUGGACAGUAAGGAAAAGUAAUUUAUAUAUAUGAUGUAUGCCAGGUAAUAAUUCUGUGUAGGAUAAUUCCUCCUCAAAACUGAGGGUCACCAGCUUCAAGGGAGAUUUAAUUACACAGGCAGAAUAUCAAGAUUUUAUUCAUCAACAUUCAUGCGACACUGUAAAAACUGAAAACUUCUUUUAUAAGACUGCCAAAUAAAGCUGGACUUAACCAUGGCAAUGUGCUUUAAUUUGUUAGCUCGUAACAAAAGAAGUAAUAAAUUUUCUAUUAUAUUUUACAGUUGGAGUAGA